AUGGAACACGAAGGAUGGCACACCAACACUUUCAUCCUUCCUUUUGCUGCAUUUUCUCCUCUUCUUUCAAUCAUUUACCUGGAAGAUAUGUCUUCCUUGGGUUCUUUAUCUGUUAUUGCACAAAGCUUUUUGAUUAUUGCAUCACGCAAGCAUUACAUUGUUGACGUUGUUGUAGCAUGGUACACCGUCAAUCUUGUAGUCUUCUUCAUUGAUAAAACAUUACCAGAACUGCCUGAUCGCACUAGUGCCUUGUUGCUUCCAGUGACUAAGGAUAGAAAGUCCAAAGAAGAGAAUCACAAACUGCUGAAUGGAAAUUCGGGAGAUCCUGCCGAAUGGAUAUAG
This is a messenger RNA of Solanum verrucosum, 342 nucleotides long. Its product is annotated as phosphatidylinositol:ceramide inositolphosphotransferase 2-like. Bases 1 to 342 code for a protein of 113 amino acids. The record is from RefSeq and is a predicted model, not a curated record. The transcript has 5 exons. Gene Ontology annotation, biological process: ceramide biosynthetic process. Lineage: Eukaryota; Viridiplantae; Streptophyta; Magnoliopsida; Solanales; Solanaceae. Gene Ontology annotation, molecular function: sphingomyelin synthase activity; inositol phosphoceramide synthase activity; ceramide cholinephosphotransferase activity. Gene Ontology annotation, cellular component: trans-Golgi network; endoplasmic reticulum membrane; Golgi membrane.